Molecule: messenger RNA, 3479 nt
Organism: Penaeus chinensis
Lineage: Eukaryota; Metazoa; Arthropoda; Malacostraca; Decapoda; Penaeidae
Exons: 8
Coding region: 102-1532 (476 amino acids)
Source: RefSeq, a predicted model, not a curated record
ACGCGAUGUAAACAAAAGGAGGAAUAGGUUGGUCUUCGUCUUCCUGCUUGUCAUUCAUCCCAAUGCUCAGAAUUUAUUACUAGGACAGAAAUUUCAAAAGCAUGUCCAAGAAAAUAGAGGACAGUGAACUGCAAACGCUUACCUUAUCGCCGACCAACACAAAUGAUGAUGAGUGUUCGCCCUUUGUCAACCUUGCUAGUGAUGAGACCUCCUUCCCCAUCAGCCCACCUCAGUCAUACUCAACUGUGGCUAACAUGUCCUAUCACGAGGUACCACUGCAGGCAGAAGGGACAACAUCAUCCACAGUUACAAAAGACGAGAAGAAGAAAGUGGAGAGGCUCAUAAGUGCCCCAGUGAACAGUGUCAAGGUUGCGCCCAAUCUGCGGGUUUCGACACCCCCAGGGUCAACCAGGAUAACCUAUUCCAAUGAGCGUUCAAAUGAGAGGAAAAUUGACCUGAGCAAGAUUAGUCGGGAUCGGCCAACCCCCGGAAAUACCCUGAGCCAAAAGAAAGAUCCCCUGCGCCAGAUGGACCUCAGGAGUCGGGACCUGGAGGAUAGCCCACAGCCCUCUCCAGGUUCUCAUCUAGCCCAGGGCGCAAAGAGUAGAAAGGGAGACUUUGGUGGCGAGUCCGGUCUCCUAAAGCCCAUCCCUAGUUAUACCCCAGCCAGCCGAGAGAGCUCCAGCCUUACCCCGUCAGGCAAAGGUGGGGGUAUCAGCAGCACCCCAAGUAGUGCUGGGGCCACACUCAACACCUCACUAGGUAAGGCAAGCACAAGCUCCAGAGUGUGGCUGGGUAAACCAAUAGUCCGGCCAGGGCUCAGGGCAAGGGCAGGCUUAGAGCCCCGGCAAAUGGAAAGGCCUACACAGCAUCACAACUUCCUCGCAGAUGUGGCUGAUGUGCGGCAGAUCGAGCAAGGAUUACUGCAGCUCAUGGAAGAUUUUCAAGCAGGAAAUCUCAGAGCAUUUGGCAAAGAUUCCCGCCUGCGUCAGAUGGAAGCCAUUAGAGAGCAGCAAGAACGAUUGGCUCGACUACAUUUUGAAGUUGGUGCUGAACAGGAUCUCUACCCACCAUUAUCUGAGGAAGGGCUCAGAACAUCACAUGACAAUAUGCGCACAUUGAUGGAGAAACUAGCCCAACUGUCAGAGUCCAUUGAGAGACUUCACACCAACACCAGUAGUGAUAGAAAAACCAGUAGCAGUGAGCGCAAAUCAGGUGUCCACCAAAUGGGUGGAGGCCAAACAAGUAGCCGUGGUAAUGAGCAUGCAAACCACACCAACUUUCAUUCUGGAGGAACAGCGGCUCAUCAGACACAUGAGAAUCAGCAUAGACCCAACAAUCCCACAGGUACUCCCAACCGAAACUCUGGGAAUCCCAUGCAACACAGCUUUAGUACGAAUGUCACCAACACCUCUAUCCACCAAUCAAGUCCAGGAAAUCCCCGACCCUUGUCAGGACAACAUCGCAGUAGAAACACACCUGUGCAUCACACAGGACUAGUUAAAAAUGGAACAGUGCUAGAGUCAUCAUGAUAGCAGUGUUCUGUACAUAUUGAAUUCAUGUAUAGCUCCAACAUGGUAUUUUUGGUACAAUAAAGUAAUUUUGAUAAUGUGUUAAUUCACCUCACUCUCAAAUUUGUUUUCAUACCAGCAGUAGAUAGAGUACUUGUGGUUAUGCAUGAAAUGAUUUUUGGGAUUUCCUUUAAGCAAGGACUGUAGCCAAAGUGCCCUGUAUUUAGUAAGGCAUCUCCUCAAGUUGAGUGUAUGUAGCUGAACUUGUAAUCUGAUGUUGCAUUCUUUAUUUACUGACUUUUGUCAUGAGAUGUAAAUGUUUUGUAUACUUGUCACUAUGAAAAUCUGUCCUUUCUCUUAAUAUUUUUAUUAAUUAUCAUUAGAUAUGCAGAUAAGCCUAGAGGGUUCAUGUAAAUAAUGAUAAAAAAGUGAAGCUCAAAAUGGACUUACACCGAUUCAUGUUAUUUAUUUACUUGUUUUCAAAAACAUUAUCUUCUCUCAUCAAUACCCAAAAUAUGAAAGUGAAUUUUCCUUCAAUUAUAUUAUGUAAUCUCUGAACUGUACCAACAAAAUUUUUGUGUGAAGGUAGAGUUGAAAUUGCCUAAAAAAGCAGCAAUGUUUAAUAUGAUUGCCUUUGUAGAAAUUUACAAAUUUUAGGUGGUAAGAUUUAAAUGAAAAAAUAUGAAAACAUCAGGAAACUACAGCCAUAUAUAUAUAUAUAUAUAUAUAUAUAUAUAUAUAUAUAUAUAUAUAUAUAUAUGGUUAAUAUGUUAAUUAACUUGUUGUCAAACUUAAUCCUUUGUUUAGAGGAAAUUGCAUAGAAUUCAUAUAAAAGGGUACAACUUGCCAGUGUGAAUUGCAUAAAAGCAGUUUCUUGGGAUAUUGUUUGGAGGGGGAAAUCCAUAAAAUUUAACCUUACUCUUCCUUUGUGUUCAUAUGUGUCAUAUGCAGUUUCUCUCCAGCUAAAAAAUUAUUUCUCAACAAAUCCAUUAUUCAUUAUUAGAAAUUUUAGAAGAUGAAGUAACUAAAAAGUUGGGGAUCUUUUAAAAUGUCUUAAGGGUUUAGUUAUGUUCUAUUAUUGAAUGUGGUUAUGAUAACUGAUGUGAUUUUCAUUAUGUGAUUAUUAUUUAUGUUUAUAUAAUGAUAUGUAGGUCAAGGGAAUAUUUGCCUUAUUUCUUAUAGUGAAGAAUAUCAUGUGAACAAGUUUGUUUCAGUAAAUUCUCAUUUUCAUCUUAUUUUCCUUGUCUCACUCUUUAAUACUCUGAUAUUGUUUUUGUGAUUGUGUUUUGUUUGUGUUAUGCUUGUAUUUUAUUCUAUCAUCUUUUGUCAAAAAAAAGUGAUUGCACAUAUGAUAUUUGGCUUCCUUUUCCCAAAAAUCCCCAAGUCUGCCUAGCAGUAAUGGGCCCUCUUUUCAUCUUCCUCAAGCUAUGUCCAGGUCCUGCUAUAUCUUUUACUCUUAAGGACUUGACAUUCAGAGCAUUGUUUUAGUUGGUGAAUUAGAAAUGUAUAGUAUUAUUCCCUACUAUUAUGUAGCAUAUUCUCAGGUUUUCUUCACUUUACCAUUUUCAUGGUUUUGAUCAUCAAGCUUUGAGCAUUUCUGUAAUAAAUAAAAGAAAAGAAGUGCACACAAAAGAACUUUACUAGAAAGGAUCAAAUUUUUGACAAUGUAAAAUAGCAAUAACUCAACCCCCUAAAGGACGUGCAUCCUGUAUUUAAGCAUGCUUGGGUAUGGAUGGAAGGCCGCUGCACCAUUAUUCCCGCAGGCCCCACAGAAUGCCAGAAGAUGAUAAUGAUGUUUUCAAGUCUUAAGUUAUAGAUUGAGAUCUUUUGGGUCCUGAAAUGCAGUGCUUUUUUUGUGUGUGCAGACUGAUUUAACCCAAUGCCGUCGGGGAAAAUGAACAAAAAAUGGGGAAAAUGCUGUGCCCAUUUUCUAUAUUUUUUGUGAAAUGUCUGCUCAUAGAUGGCUUU